GACAGUUCUCUCUUGCCGUGCCAACACGACUGAGGGGAGCAGAUAGCACCGUUUAAAUUUUAAUCACAAUCAUGAAGGUCUUAAUAAUUGCGACUUGUGUUGCUUUAACUCUCGCUGUUCCGUCUCCUCUGAGAGAAAAGCGACAAGUGCCGAACUGUGUCAAUACAUUCCAGAAUGUGCCUAACCCUUGUACGUCCAACUCUAACCGAGUUUACUUCCCCCACCCCGGGGACAAUACAAAAUUCCUGCAGUGUGACCGGUUCGGUAGAAUGUACAUCGUCCAAUGUCCAGCUGGGGAGCUCUACAACCAGGCGACAACCUCGUGUAUCACGGUGGCAUGAUCACUGGAGCAACUAACCCCUGUCUUGGACAAGUAGUAACAAACACCGGCCUCUUCUUCUCUCACCCUGAUCCCAAUAAAUUUAUCCAAUGUGAUAUCGCCGGUGAUGCCUAUGUUCUCUCUUGUCCUUCUGGCCUUGUUUGGAAUGAAUACAGCAAAACUUGUGUCUCUCCAUACCUGGUGGCUGGCUCAAGUGGGUAGUCUCCCCUUAACUAGUGAAUGACUUCAUGGGUCUCGCACUGCUCAUUUUUACAUGUAUUUAUGCGUCACCAAUAAAAAUAUU
This is a messenger RNA of Pecten maximus, 623 nucleotides long. RefSeq lists its product as uncharacterized. NCBI's taxonomy places the organism in Eukaryota, Metazoa, Mollusca, Bivalvia, Pectinida, Pectinidae. The coding region runs from base 72 to 341 and encodes 89 amino acids. Gene Ontology annotation, cellular component: extracellular region. Gene Ontology annotation, molecular function: chitin binding. The transcript has 4 exons. The record is from RefSeq and is a predicted model, not a curated record.